GUGUAGAAGUCGACAUCGUCGGAUCAACCAUGUCCUCUACGACGACAAAACUCUUAGUAGGGGCAAUCUUCACUUUAGUGCCAAUCAACGCCUCUCUCAGGACCAAUGUUAUCAUUACUGGCACUACAAUGCGACCCAAAUUUGUGCGGCAAGAAGGGAAAAGCUCUUUGGAGUGUCCGGUGGAUCACCCUUGGGCUUUUGAUUAUGGACUUAAGUGCUGCAAAACUUACAAAGGUUUGAGUCGAAAUCAAGACCUACGGUACGAACAUUCCAGCUCAUCUUGUGAGAAUGACAAAUGGGUCACUUGCCCUGAUAGGGAACGCCGAUGUCGUUCCAGGGUAGAUCCAGUUACUUGUCCAGAAUCCUAUCCUUUGGGUUUGAUCGAGGAGGGUUGUUGCGAAAGUAUAGUAUCCCGAUAUGAUCCAGACGCCAAUCCGUCAUGUUUAGGGGGUAUAUUAGAUCCCUAUUCGUCCCCCACGUGUUGCUCUAAACUCUUUGAGGUGAACCUUUGCACUGAAAGGAGGCAAAAAUGCCUCAGUUCUACAGGUUUGUCGAAGAAGAUUAACCUCACCAUUUUAGACGAAACCACGCUCUAUGGCACCCUGUACGCUCGCUAUGCUUUAACUGACUCAAAGUGUGACAAAAUUUAUAACAAUUAUUGGGUUGCCUCAGGAAAGGGGAGAUACUUUAUCAUAGAUUAUGGUUAUCACAUCGUUCCGAAGAAAGUCAUUUUAAGAAAUGGUCACAAUGCCGGUUAUAAUGACAGAGCCACUCGAAACUUCAAGAUAUAUGGUUCAGACAUCGUACCCCCAUCAAAUCAAGAGCCUUGGGCCGAAUGGAUCGAAAUGGCUGAAGGGUCGUUUCCACAUCCGAACACUUUUGGAUUCAAGUUGUGUCGAGUUCCAUUAACCACCAUAAACUUCAAUUCGUCAAGACAACUCAGAUAUUUCAAGUUUCAUGCUGUUACAUUUUUUGGUUAUGGAGCAAGUCUACAAUAUAUUGGAAUAUUUUAAGGUC
This is a messenger RNA of Tigriopus californicus, 1017 nucleotides long. RefSeq lists its product as uncharacterized. The coding region runs from base 30 to 1013 and encodes 327 amino acids. Lineage: Eukaryota; Metazoa; Arthropoda; Copepoda; Harpacticoida; Harpacticidae. The transcript has 5 exons. The record is from RefSeq and is a predicted model, not a curated record.